Molecule: messenger RNA, 2404 nt
Organism: Alexandromys fortis (reed vole)
Lineage: Eukaryota; Metazoa; Chordata; Mammalia; Rodentia; Cricetidae
Gene: Camk2a
Product: calcium/calmodulin dependent protein kinase II alpha
Exons: 19
Coding region: 1-1470 (489 amino acids)
Biological process (GO): protein phosphorylation
Molecular function (GO): calmodulin binding; calcium/calmodulin-dependent protein kinase activity; ATP binding
Source: RefSeq, a predicted model, not a curated record
AUGGCCACCAUCACCUGCACCCGAUUCACAGAAGAGUACCAGCUCUUUGAGGAACUAGGAAAGGGCGCUUUCUCCGUGGUGCGCAGGUGUGUGAAGGUGCUGGCUGGCCAGGAGUAUGCUGCCAAGAUCAUCAACACCAAGAAGCUCUCAGCCCGAGAUCACCAGAAGCUGGAGCGCGAGGCCCGCAUCUGCCGCUUGUUGAAGCACCCCAAUAUCGUCCGGCUCCAUGACAGCAUCUCCGAGGAGGGACAUCACUACCUUAUCUUCGAUUUGGUCACUGGGGGGGAGCUGUUUGAAGACAUCGUGGCCCGGGAGUAUUACAGCGAGGCCGAUGCCAGUCACUGCAUCCAGCAGAUCCUGGAGGCUGUGCUGCACUGUCACCAGAUGGGAGUGGUGCACCGAGACUUGAAGCCUGAGAACCUGUUGCUGGCCUCGAAGCUCAAGGGUGCUGCAGUGAAGCUGGCAGACUUCGGCCUGGCCAUAGAGGUUGAGGGGGAGCAGCAGGCAUGGUUUGGGUUCGCAGGGACACCUGGAUACCUCUCCCCAGAAGUGCUGCGGAAGGACCCGUACGGGAAGCCCGUGGACCUGUGGGCCUGCGGGGUCAUCCUGUACAUCUUGCUGGUUGGGUACCCCCCAUUCUGGGACGAGGACCAGCACCGCCUGUACCAGCAGAUCAAGGCUGGCGCCUAUGAUUUCCCAUCGCCAGAAUGGGACACCGUCACCCCUGAAGCCAAGGAUCUCAUCAAUAAGAUGUUGACCAUCAACCCGUCCAAACGCAUCACAGCCGCUGAGGCUCUCAAGCACCCCUGGAUCUCGCACCGCUCCACGGUGGCCUCCUGCAUGCACAGACAGGAGACCGUGGACUGCCUGAAGAAGUUCAACGCCAGAAGGAAACUGAAGGGAGCCAUCCUCACCACUAUGCUGGCCACCAGGAACUUCUCCGGAGGGAAGAGCGGAGGAAACAAGAAGAACGAUGGUGUGAAGAAAAGAAAGUCCAGUUCCAGCGUUCAGUUAAUGGAAUCUUCCGAGAGCACCAAUACCACCAUCGAGGAUGAAGACACCAAAGUGCGCAAGCAGGAAAUUAUAAAAGUGACAGAACAGCUGAUUGAAGCCAUAAGCAAUGGAGAUUUUGAGUCCUACACGAAAAUGUGUGAUCCCGGCAUGACAGCCUUCGAACCUGAGGCCCUGGGGAACCUGGUCGAGGGCCUGGACUUUCAUCGAUUCUAUUUUGAAAACCUGUGGUCCCGGAACAGCAAACCCGUGCACACCACCAUCCUGAACCCCCACAUCCAUCUGAUGGGCGACGAGUCAGCGUGCAUCGCCUACAUCCGCAUCACGCAGUACCUGGAUGCGGGUGGCAUCCCCCGCACAGCCCAGUCAGAGGAGACCCGUGUCUGGCACCGCAGGGAUGGCAAAUGGCAGAUUGUCCACUUCCACAGAUCGGGGGCACCCUCCGUCCUGCCCCAUUGAAGGACCGGGCCAGGGUCCCUGCGUUGUCGCACCGCAGAGAUCCACUCUUUGUCCGUGGAAUGUGGCUGCUGGCUCUCUCUUGGAUUUUGUUGGAAUUCUCCCUGUCCCAGCGCCCCCCCCCCCAUUGUCACCUCUGUACCGGCAUCACGAAAAAAGCCACUGCAACAUCAAAGCAAAUGGCCCGCUCUUCCCAACUCUCACCCGCACCCUCUUCCUGCCAGUGGGGACCUUCUUCAGGCUUCGGUACCCAGGAUGCGGGCCCCAGGAACCCCCACUCCUCAACUACUAUUGUUGGCCUGGCCUAGCUUUGACUGUAGGUGAGGAGGCCCCAGCUGUGUGUUUACCAGGAAGCCAGGAAGAGGAGGGCAAGUGUGACACGGGUCCCCCUCUUCGAUCUCUCCUCUUCUGGGGUCCCCAGGGAAGCAGAGAUGAGCCCCCUCAGUCUCCAAGCCAACUGUUUCUGGGAGAGAGUAAGAGAGGAGCCACUGCCAGGAGCUCCUGCCUCCAACUGCCGCUCUCAUCUGCUCCCCUCCUAUGCUGGCCCUGGGCUCAUCAGACCAUCCACUAUGGGGAAGGGGGUGGGCUCUACCCUUCAGGCACCCCACUCGCUGCCUCAGUCCUUCUGCAAAGUUUGCCUCCAGUGUUAACCUGCCCAAUCUGCCCUCCAACGUCCAUGGAGAAUUCCAGCCUCUUCCGUCUGAGAGGAGAUCGGAUGGUGUUUCAGGGGCAAAGCAAACAACACUUAGGUAUCAUCUUCUACUUGGACGCAUGCCUUUUUACAGCCAAACUUCUGUGUAUUUCGUAACUGGAUUUUGUGUUAACGGAUAUGUAUGUGUAACUAACUAGACCUCAAGAAGAGUUGGAUCGGGUCGGGAAGUGGGAAGAGGGGUGAGGGGAAUUUUUCACUCCGUUCCAGGUUUUUUUUUGGGGGGGG